Stegodyphus dumicola is the source of this 2898-nucleotide messenger RNA. RefSeq names its product 5'-nucleotidase-like. NCBI's taxonomy places the organism in Eukaryota, Metazoa, Arthropoda, Arachnida, Araneae, Eresidae. Gene Ontology annotation, biological process: nucleotide catabolic process. Gene Ontology annotation, molecular function: hydrolase activity. The record is from RefSeq and is a predicted model, not a curated record.
GCUUGGAUUAUUUUGGUUGCAUCCGCUUUGCCGUAAACUGUAAUUAUGACAAUCGAGUUCUAUCCUUAUUAAAGUUUUGUCUAAUUGAAGCUUUUGUCUGACCUUCUGCUUUUCAUAUACAGUGUUAUGAUAAGCGUCAUGACUGGACUUUAAAGAAUCUGUGUUUUUUAUAAGGAAUUUGUUUGAUUUAGUUUUUGCAUCAACAAUAAAAACAGACAAAAUGACUACAGAGAAAGGUAUUGUUACCAUUCUUCAUUUCAAUGAUGUAUAUAAUGUUGAAGAGCAAAUGCAAGAACCGGUUGCUGGAGCUACAAGGUUUUGCACAGCUUUAAAGAGUUUCAGCCAUUUAGAUCCUCUUGUGCUUUUUAGUGGUGAUAUUCUUGCCCCUUCUAUAAUGAGUACUUUUACAAAAGGUGAACAAAUGAUACCAGUGCUCAAUGCUUGUGGCGUCCAUUGUGCAUGUUAUGGGAAUCAUGACUUCGAUUUUGGUGUUGACAACCUUAUAGAAUUUGCUCGUAGAACAGCAUUUCCAUGGCUGAUAAGCAAUGUGAUAGAUAACUGUACAUCUGCUCCAUUAGCAGAUGGAAAAAUUUCUUCAAUACUUUAUAGAAAUGGAAUAAAAUUUGGUAUCAUUGGAUUGGUUGAAGAAGAAUGGUUAGCUACUUUAGCCACUAUUGAUCCUGAAGAUGUAACAUACAUUGAUUUUGUGACUGAAGGCAGAAAACUUGCGAGGCAGCUAAAAGAUAAGGAAGGAGUGGAUUGUGUUAUUGCUUUAACACACAUGAGAAGUCCAAACGAUUGUCGCUUAGCUGAAAAUGUAGAUGAAAUAGAUCUAAUUCUUGGUGGCCAUGAUCAUGUCUAUGAAGUGAAAAAGGUCAAUGGAAAACUAAUAAUUAAAAGUGGAACAGAUUUUAGGGAAUUUUCUAAAAUUACUUUAAAUUUCAAUCAUAAGCCAGUGCAUGUGGAUGUUGGAAAAACUGAAGUAACAUCUCAGUUUGCAGAAGAUGAAGGGUUGAAAGAGGAGCUUUCUUGUUAUCAAGACAUAGUAGCUGGGAAAAUGGAUGAAGUUCUGGGCCAUUUUUCAGUAGAUUUGGAUGCACGAUUUUCUAGUAUCAGAACUCAAGAAACUAAUAUAGGUAAUUUCAUCUGUGAUGUCAUGCUGUCUUCAACUCAUGCUGAUUUGGCUAUGCUCAACUCUGGAACAUUGAGAGCUGAUCGAAUUUUCUCCAAAGGGGAUUUUACUCUUAGAGAUUUAGUAACUCUCCUGCCAAUGAUGGAUCCUAUGAUUGUUUUAAAUGCACCAGGGGAAGUUAUUCAUUUAGCAUUAGAGAAUGGUGUAUCACAAUAUCCAAAAUUAGAAGGCCGAUUCCCUCAGGUAUCUGGUGUCAGUUUUGCUUUUGAUCCAAAGAAGCCACCUGGGAGUAGAAUAGAUCCUCGAUAUAUAAAAAUUGGUGAUGAAUAUCUGGAUAUGAAUCAGAAAUAUCGGUUUGCUACUAAAAUGUAUAUGCACCAAGGAAGAGAUGGAUAUGAUAUGUUGAAAGAUUGUGAAAUUCUAUUAAAUGAAGAAGAAAGUCCGGAGCUACGUACAGCUGUUCAGAAUCACUUCCAGUCCAUCAAGAUAGUCACUGGUGCUGUAGAUCACAAAAGUCGUCAUAGACAGAGCUUAAUAUGCUUAUCUCGAAGGCACAGUGUUGUUAAAAUGUUUGAAGAGAGUAGUCAACCAACAGCCAGAGCCCCAUUACGUCGUGGCUUCAGUUUAGAUGCUGUUGCAAAGCGUAAUUUAUUCAAAAUGCAAGAUAAAACUUCGAUUGAUAAAAUAGAGUAUGAACAGUGUAAAUUAGAACCUAAGGUUGAAGGACGUAUUAUUAUUUUAAGUGAUGAGGUUAAGGAACAGUUAGAAAAGAAAAGGCAAGAAUUUAUAGGUCUUACAGUAGAUCCUGUGAUUGAAGAAGAUGAAGAAAGUUUAGAACAAAAUUGAUGAUGUCUAUUUUUCUGAUGUUUCAGGCUUAUUUUCCUAUCUUUUUUAGAAACAAAGAAAUUGCUAUACAAAAAAAAAUUAUGUAGUUUUUUUUUUUUUUUUUUUUUACACUUGUUAAAUACUUUUUGAUGGUUAUUGUAUUAUUUUCAUUCCAGUUAUAUAAUGCGGUUUAAUUAUAAACCAUAUAAAUUUUAUCUUUAAAAAAUGGUGAUUGCUUUUAGAAGUGUGUUGCGAGUUUAUGUAGACUAAUAUAAUUUUUAUGAAAAUGAAAUCUGUCUUUAUAAUCAUGAGUCUACAAAUUCUAGGCUAAUUUUAAAAUUAUUAGAGUGCUUAAGUAGCAAAUUAACAUAAUCAGGCAAAUGAUCUUCAUAAUUUUGCAGAAUUUGCUUUAUAGCAUAUAUAGACUUACAUAUAUUUAAAGUAGUUGCAUAUUUUGUGUUUGAUUCUUUUUACAUUUAUAUUACGCAUUCUGUGUAAUAGCAACCAACAUAAAAACUGACUGUAUUGAAAGUUUAAGAAUAAAGAAUACCAAACUAAUCUUGAUUUUGUGAAGCAAACUCCAUAGAAAGUGAAGUAACUGAUAUUACUGUUUAAAAUUUUGAGGAUUAGUUUCUUAUUGAUGCUAGGAUACAUUUGCAUGGGUAUAAGUUAAAAUGUUUAAAAAGUUGCAAAUAAUUUUUGGAAUUUGCUAUAUGUUGUUUUUUAUAUUAUCUCAUGUACUAUUUAUAUUCCAGCUAAAGCAAUAAUGAUUAAAAUUAGAGUAAAUCUAACAUUAAUCCAGAUUAUUUAUUUUUUUACAUAUUCCCAAUUAAAGGCAGAAGAAUCCAUUGAAUUUUGUUAAAUUUGUAGACUCUUGUUUAUAAAAGUCAAGAAGUACUGUAUAUAGUUAUAAUAAAAAUUAAAAGUUUGAUAUUCGUUUA